Messenger RNA from Babesia ovata, 741 nucleotides. RefSeq lists its product as uncharacterized. The transcript has 3 exons. Bases 1 to 741 code for a protein of 246 amino acids. NCBI's taxonomy places the organism in Eukaryota, Apicomplexa, Aconoidasida, Piroplasmida, Babesiidae. The record is from RefSeq and is a predicted model, not a curated record.
AUGAGCGAAGAGGCUAGACCGCACGACACAGGAUUUACUCAGUCUGGUAGUAAGCUCCUCCAUCCAUUUGGGAGGGCAUCUGCGAGUAACCGGGCUGCUCCUGGACGCGUCAUCGGCAAAGUCGGCAUUGACAUCACGCGAGUGCAGGGAAGGUGCCCACUUCUCCAGCAAAGGCUCGAAGCUGAAACUCCAGACAGUGGCGCUCAUGAUGGCGGCGAGCAGGAACAGGCUGAACAGCGCACCGUAGCCGGUGAAGACCAUAAGCAGCUCAGUGAGACCCGCAAGGCAGAAGAGAACCAGGUUGGUCCACGCAAUUUCUUCGGAGGUGCCCUCGUCGUGGGCGAAGCUGUUGGUGAAGCUGCCGAACUGGAAGAAGAUCCAGUCGGCCUUGGUCUGCUGGUAACGCGUCCACCACUUCAUGCUCAUGUAGAAGUAGGCGUAGAUGUACUGCACCAGCCUCAGCAUGGAGGAGAUAAGGUCAAGCGUCACUGCGGCGCUGAGGAUCUUGGAGCCAGCCCUGAAUCCGCGCACAGCCUUCGAGUUGUCGGAAACGAAGACCUGGAACAUCGCCACGUAGAAAGUUCCCAGCAAGUAGAGCGCCAUCAGAGAGGAGACGGUGAGGUGGAAGGGCCUGGAAAUCUUCACACUCUCGGGUGCGGCGUAGAGAUCGAAGACGAAGAUGCCAUUGCCGCCGAAGGCCCAGUAGAAAAUGAACAUCAACGCGAGGGCGGUGCACUGUAA